GCUGAUGUCAGCCCCGGGGCGCCCCGAUAUAAGGCCGGGGAGCGGGUCGGGGGCUCAGCCAUGUCCUCUGCUCCAGCCCCCAGGUCACGCAGCUGCCCCAGGGCUGAGGGGGGGCUCUCGGCUCCCAGACGCCCACCGUGGGGCUCGGCCCUGGCGCUGCUCUGCCUCCUGCUCCUGCCGGCCGCCUGCUCGCCUGCCACCAGCUCCAGUCCUGGCAUCAAGGGCAGGGUGACCCAGAGGGCCCUGGAGUACGGCCGGCACUUCGGGCUGGAGCUGCUGCGGUCACAGCUGCAGAAGGAACACGAGCUGAACCUGCAGGGCUCCUACCGGCCCCCCUUCCUGGGGGAGAUCCAGUACAGCGUGCCCCGGAUCCACAUCCAGGAGCUGCAGAUGAACGACUCCUCCGUGGGCUUCGCCGAGGACGUGGGCGUGCGGCUGGCGGUGCGGGGCGCCCGCAUCCAGCUCAGCGCCAACUGGAGCGCGCAGCUGGGCACCUUCCAGGACAGCGGCGUGGUUCAGCUUCACGUGGCCGACCUGGCCGUGGCGGUGCUGCUGGGGCUGAGCGUGGACGAGGGCGGCCGCCCCGCCGUGUGGGCUGCCGGCUGUGAUGCCCGCGGCACCGACCUGCACCUGGAGUUUCACCGGGGACAGAGCUGGCUCUACAACCUCCUGGUGCCGCUGUUCCAAAGGACCCUGCGGCAGCAGCUGAACAAGCAGCUCUGCGUCGAGCUUGAGAAGAGCAUCAGCAGGAUGGAGGCUUCCCUAAAGCGCAUGCGAGUGUCCCCCCAGCUCGACCCCUUCGCUGCCAUCGACCUCUCCUUGCUGGGCCGCCCGGACAUCACCGCGGAGCACGGGGACGUCAGCCUCAAGGGUGAAUUUUUCGGGGUGGGCAGGCGCUGGCAGAGCCCCUUCUCACCCAAACCCGUGGGGCUGCCCGAGGCGCACGAGCCCAUGGUGCUGCUCGCCCUGACCGAAUUCGUGGCCAACUCCGCCGCCUUCGUGUACUUCACGGCGGGGGCCCUGCGCAGGAACAUCUCCAGCGAGGCGCUCCCGCGGCGCUUCCCCAUCCAGCUGAGGACCAAGAGCUUGGGGAGCUUCUCCCCACAGCUGCAGGAGCUCUUCCCCGACCUGCCCAUGGAGCUGCAGCUCUCAGCCCGCCGGCAGCCCCUGCUCUCCUGCCACCCCGACGCCCUGCACGGGACCCUCUACGGCUCCGCCGAGGCCUUCGUGGUGCUGCCCAACGCCACCCGUGCGCCCGUCUUCCUGCUGGACAUCGACGCCAACGUGACGGGGAAGCCGACCAUCACUGGGAACAGGCUGGGGGGCACCGUGCGGCUGACGAGCCUCAGCGUGGCGCAGGUGACCUCGCAGGUGGGGCCGCUGCAGGUGAAGAAGCUGGAGAACGUGCUGAAAUUCGGGCUGUGGCUUUUUGGGGUGCCCUGGGCAAACAAGCGGCUCCAGUCGGGGGUCCCGCUGCCCACCCCCCGCGGCCUCAGCCUGGUUCACCCGCGCCUCUCGCUGCACGAGGGCUUCAUGCUCCUCGCCACGGACCUGCAGUACGAGCCCUGAGACCCGCAGCUGCUGGGGACCCGCGGACCCCAUCCCCGUCCCCAUCCCUGUCCCCAUUUUUUGGGGGGGGGUCCAGCAGGGAUUUAACCCCCCCCCCUCCGUGUCCCGGCACCCGCAGCUCCCGUCUCGCCCGCGGGAUGGAGCCCGUGGCCACGGCUCCGCCGCACCGGCACCGGCAGCGGGAGGGGGCCGGGCUCAAAACCCCCCCCAAAAACCUCCCCCAGGGCUUGCAGAAUCCUCAGAGGGGGUGUCCCUGUCCCUGUCCCUGUCCCUGUCCUUGUCCUUGUUCCUGUCCUUGUCCUUGUCCUGGUCCUUGGCCCUUCCCGUGUCCCCCCCCAAACCAACGCCUGGCGCAGCGCCCUGGCCCCGUGUCCCCAAACAGGGACGGGCACAGGAGCGAAGAUUUGGGGUGGGGACGGGCGCAGGAGCCCGGUCCCAGCGAGAAAUGAACGGGACGGGCACGGGGUUGUCCUGGUGGAACCACAGGGAUGGGGAGCUGCCCCCCCCCAAAAACUGCCCAGCACCAUCCCGGCCCCUUUGGAGAGCCGUGACCACCCCAGGAGGGGACAGGAGGGGACAGGGGGGGACAGGGGGGGACAGGGGGGGACAAGGGGGGACAGGGGGGUCCCGGCUCCUGCUCAGCCUCCCCCGAAGACCCCCGCAGGAUGGCACCCCCCCAAAAAAAAAAAAAACACAGCACAGCAGCAGCAGCUCCACCGACAGAGUUUAUUUGUGGCCUCACCUCCACCUGCAAACCGAAGCGUUCGGCGCUCGCCCUGCGGCGCGCGGGGAGCGGAUCCUGGGGGGAAAUCAGGGGGUGUGGGGGGGCCCAGAAAAGGGUGUCCCCCCCCACACCCCCCCGCUGCUCUCACCCCACUCUCUCGGGUGCUCCGUUACGACCCCCAGCCCGCCCCGGAGCACGGCACCAGACAUAAAUACAGACAGACAGAUAACAAAAAUAGCAUUCGAGUAUUCACAAA
Messenger RNA from Anas platyrhynchos (mallard), 2549 nucleotides. The record is from RefSeq and is a predicted model, not a curated record. NCBI's taxonomy places the organism in Eukaryota, Metazoa, Chordata, Aves, Anseriformes, Anatidae.